CAAUAUUCGGCAACCUCGCCUUUGCACAAGUGCCCCGAGUCAGCACUGAUCCCAACGACUUCGACAUUGUCCCGCUCACCAGCACGGAUGGCGGCAACUACACUCUCGGUCCGGCCAUGUAGACUGGUCAGAUAUCCAAGAAUGGACCCAAUGUCACUCUCUACGGCAAGUCCGUGACCGAUAUCUUCCAGUACAUUGAUGAUCAGAACCCCCCACUAUAAGCUGGAUUUCGCGGACACGGUCGGCCGACUUACGGGACUGGACAUGGAACGGAGCACAGCCAACUCGAACUAUGAUCCUGUUAACCCCGACGACCUCCUCCCCCACUGCGGACCCCUGGUGCCCGGCCAAUGUCGGAUCGGUGGCAACCCCUACGCAUGGAAGGAAGCCAUCCCCUACCUGCAGUCCCGCAUGAACUACAUCUACAUGUCCGAGGGCUGCAAAGGCUUCUGCUACCGCAUCAGCUGCUGCUGGGACACGGGGAUCUACCUGUGCAACGACAAAGACGAUGCCCAAUACAUCCACGCGCGAUAUCUCGGUUUCCUGCUGCAGUUCCUACGCGAUCGCGGGUGCCCGAGCGGAGACAAGCAUCAGGAGCAGCCGUGGAGUCAGGUGUAUCAUAAGCUGUGGAUGUUCUGGCUUUCGAUCUGUGCGACGACUGUGUGGGAUGGGCUUUGCUGAGAGAUGAUGGGUCGAGGGAAGAGAGUGAGGGGCUUGCACACUGGAUUUUCAUGGAUAGUGCUGAAAAGGAUUCUAAGACGAAGGCAGGUUAGCAUAGGUACCUUGAGGAAUAUUGCAACUGUUGGGGUUACAUAGAUACCAGACAGGGCAUCAA
This is a messenger RNA of Eremomyces bilateralis CBS 781.70, 835 nucleotides long. RefSeq lists its product as uncharacterized. Bases 199 to 681 code for a protein of 160 amino acids. Lineage: Eukaryota; Fungi; Ascomycota; Dothideomycetes; Eremomycetales; Eremomycetaceae. The transcript is spliced from 3 exons. The record is from RefSeq and is a predicted model, not a curated record.